Molecule: messenger RNA, 2475 nt
Organism: Aspergillus chevalieri
Lineage: Eukaryota; Fungi; Ascomycota; Eurotiomycetes; Eurotiales; Aspergillaceae
Product: putative C6 transcription factor
Exons: 1
Coding region: 1-2475 (824 amino acids)
Biological process (GO): regulation of DNA-templated transcription; DNA-templated transcription
Molecular function (GO): zinc ion binding; DNA binding; DNA-binding transcription factor activity, RNA polymerase II-specific
Source: RefSeq, a predicted model, not a curated record
AUGCCAUUCCAGCCACUCGAAUCCGCACCUCUGAAUCCUCCGUCGCAAACUCCCACCAACGCGGGUCCACUGCAUCCCAGAAGCUUGUCUGGUAGCUAUAACGUUGCCUCCAAUCCCAGCGCUGUUUCACAACCAUCGCACGAACAUUUAAACUCGCAUAGCUGUGUCACAUGUCGCCGGAGAAAGGUACGCUGCAAUAAAAGGUCACCAUGCUCGAAUUGCAUGAAGGCGGGGAUCGAAUGCGUCUUCCCUGCUCCCGGAAGAGCCCCCCGCAAGCAAAGACGGCAACAAGACCCGGAAUUACUGUCGCGGCUAAGGCGUCUGGAGGGCAUGAUCGAGCAGAUCAAGGAUAAUAAGACCGACAAUGUGUCACUUCCGUCACGGUCUCCCGUCGAAAGUGUCGCGAAUGCAGCCAACGAGCAACCACAGCCAAUUGGGAAAGGCAAAGAACAAGCUGUGGGAGGAGAACACCAAGAGUGUCCGUUUAUGGUUGACCAAGACCCCACAAAGCUAGCACCGCAGAAGCUGGAAAAUGAAUUUGGGCGGCUGGUCAUUGAUGAAGGACGGAGUCGUUAUGUGAGCAAUCGGUUUUGGGCAACUAUGGGUGACGAGAUUGAGGAGUUGCAGGACAUCCUUGAUCCUUCUUCGUCGGAAGACGAAGACUAUCCUUCUCCGGAGUCGUCUACAGGCUCGACUGGUCAUGACGGAUUCUUAUUUGGCUUCUACUCGCUAUCUCAUUCCCUGAGGGGUUACCAUCCACCCCCAGAGCAGGUUACCUUUCUUUGGAAUGUCUACCUGGAAAAUGUGGCACCGGUGAUAUCUCUUCUUCACAGACCUACAUUAAGUACCCUCUUCAAUGGCCCCGCGCAGAAUCCUGAUCUCCUGGAUAAAAAUUCCGAGGCAUUGGUAGUCACGAUAUACUUUGUUACCGCUGUCAGUCUGUCGCAGGAACAAUGCCAAUUGAAAUUGGGUGAAAGCCGUGAAGCAGUGGUUAGCCGCUAUCGGUUUGCCGUUGAACAGGCAUUGUCCAAAGCGAAUCUGCUGAAUACUCAAAACUUGAUGCUUCUCCAAGCAGCCGUACUUUUCCUUAUCGGUGUGCGUCGGGAGGACGAUACGAAGUUUGCCUGGGCCAUGACGUCGGUUGUUCUUCGGCUCGCUCAAGGACUUGGCCUGCAUCGGGAUGGCACAAAUUUCGGUCUGAAACCCUUCGAAACAGAGAUACGUCGACGGUUGUGGUGGCACAUCUGCUUGUUGGACAUCUGUACUUCUGAAGACCACGGAACUGAUACACAACUUCAUGAAAAGCUGUACGACACUCGACUCCCACUGAACGUCAAUGACGAUGAUAUAGCACCUGACAUGCAGGAACCUCCUGUCGAGCGGGAAGGCUGUUCAGAAAUGACCUUCUCUUUGGUUCGUUUUGAGAUCACCACCGUCCUUCGUCGGGUAAGCUAUAAUUGUCCGGGUGGCCGAUACCGCCUUGGACAUACGCAACCGUCUCCUGAUACGUGUGGAAACAUGCUUCAAGCGGUGAACCACCGCAUGGAAGAGCGAUAUCUAAGACAUUGUGAUAUGAAUAUUCCAAUAUAUUGGGUCUGCGCUACUGUUGCUCGCUUAAUAUUGGCGAAGACUUGGCUUAUCAUCCAUCAUCCAAUGACCCGAGGUGAUCGUGGGGCCAAAUUAUCAAGUGCAUCCCGAGAGAAUCUCUUUUUUACUUCAAUCGAAGUGAUUGAAUUUGCUCGCUUAUUGGAAAACAAUGAGCACACGUCCAAAUGGGGUUGGCUAUUCACCACUUACAAGCAUUGGCAUGCUAUAGCUUUGAUUCUAUCCGAGCUUUGUGUCCGUCCUCUUUGUCCGAUUACCGAUCGGGCGUGGCUGGCAGUGCAUUCUGUGUAUGGAAGGUUAGAGCAGCAUGCUAAGCAAAAGAAGGGCAUGAUGUGGCGGCCAAUAGCAAAGUUGAUGAAACGAGCUGCUGCUGUCCGGGCCAAACAACGGGAAGAAAUGCAGACUGAGCCAACAGCUUGUCCAGCGAUAACUGACCCUACAUUCUCACCAGCACAAUCGGGACAGGGAUGUGCUAAUCUUUGCCUUCCUCAAUUCAUGCCUCGUAUUGAAGCUCCUUUCGACACACAGGUUUCAAUGCCUACUCCGUCGCAGGUGUCGUAUAAUCAACAGCCGGCCAUGGGCCUUGGUGAUAUCGAUAUCUCUAAGGGGGAUAUGGGUGUCAUCAACGAUCUUUUUCCGGGUACGGACUUUUUGGCUGUUGACCAUACGGCCCAGUCACCAGUUAUCAGGACAGACACAUCAGCUGGCAUCCCAAACGCCCCAAUGGCACCGAUGGACGACCAACAAGUCCCGUCGAAUUCGCGACUCAAUUGGGAAGAAUGGGAUCAAGUUAUGCGUGACUUCCAGAUGGACCUGCAAAGAACGCAGGAUAGUCAGCCGUUUGGGAAUAUGUCCGACUGGCUCGCAUGA